AUGGCGCAUGCCGACGUGGACUCUUCCGCUCAUAGCGUGGACAUGGUUGAAGAAGUGCAAGAGUCGCUUCCAACUUUGCUGACGCACGGAGGUCCUCUGACUGCAGCCACCAUUGGCAAGACGGAGUCUGCCCCCAUUCAAGAAUUCAUGGUGACUGAAGUACAAAAGGAAUUAUUCGCGGACAUUAAGCAGUCUCGCUUCUACUCCCAGCUUCACUGCGGGGCUUCGAUGGCGGAAAAGGCAAUGGAGUUGCGCCGCCGUCAUUUUCAGCAGGUGGGUGCUCAGGUUGGCAUUGACAGUGAGGGCUGGCCCACGGUUCUUCCAAAGGCCAUGCGUCAGCCGGGCAGUGAUAGUCUGCUUUCUUCCAAAGAUUCAAUGAUUGAGAUAGAACAGUUUCAGCGCAGCAGCGUUUUUUUCUGCGGCCUCCUCGGUGGCAUGCUCCAAAAUGUGUAUGAUGCAGGGAUCUGCUGUAGUGCGCUAUUUACAUUUGCAUCUGCUUGCUGCACUGCAGACAGAGCUGAUGAAGAGCUUCUCCGAUCUGCCACUUUGGAUGACUUAUUCUUUAAUGAAGUUUUCAACAAGCAUUUUGGAGCGACCCUGCUGCGUGGUCCCAAUCCGCAAGAGGACACAUUUGAUGUAGAAGACGCAGUUGUUUGUGAUCUCCAAGAAUCCUUGAGCUUUGAGGUGCAGAAGGGCCAGCUGUAUCACCCUUGCAGGGUCUUUCUCCGGCAGGACAAACGGUUUGGUCUUCUGGCUGAGGCAAUUGUUAUCAGCCCCGCGGGACCCUUGGAGCCUGAGCAUCCUGAGCCCAGGGUUUUCCGAAAAGGGACUUCCGGUGCAGAUGAGUGGCUCUGGGCUAAGCGCAUAGCUGUCGCUGGUGCCGUGCAGCGCCACCAGUACCAGCAGCAUAUCGUGAACGGCCACAUGGUGAUGGAGACUUUUGUUGCGCUUGCCUACAGGCAUCUUUCGCCAGACCACUAUGUCUUCAAGUUGCUUGAGCCUGUCAGCGGGGACAUCGCCUUUGUAAACCAGACCUGGGGUGGUGACCUUCUUUACGGGCAUGGCGGUUCGCGUUAUGACACCUGUGUGCGAUGCCUCACACCACAAUCCAUAUUCUCCAACGAUGGACUUCGUGCGCAGAUCAUGUGGUCCAAAGAGGCUUUCGAACCAACGUCAUGGUUUUGGUUUGACAGGGACGGCUACAUGAAUGGAGGGUGUGGAGUCAAGGAGUCCACGGUGUUUGCGUUUCGCGAUGCCAUUCGGUUGAUAUUCAAUGCAACAUUGAAGUGGGCUAGUUCUGUGAUCGAUGUGUGUUGGCAGGAAGCGGAUGAAGCACUGGAGUCUUGGUGGCAGGCUCUCUGGUGGAAACAGAUGGAACCCGCCAAGCGAGACCUCUCUCGAGACAAUCUGGCUCACCUGAUGGCAACCUGCAUCGUUCAGGCGACGUUCGUGCAUGAUCGAGCUCAUGAAUCCUGGCUUCCCGACAACCAUUCGCGGCUCUUGUGGGGGUUGAGUGACAGGGCUGGUGACAGCAAAGAUCCAAGGGCUUACUUCCCAACGGCGGCUAGGCAGACUAGCUACCGUCUAGGGCUCAUGGCGUUGAAUUCCAGAUACUCCAACCUUGAAAGCCCAUUGCUUUCUUACCGAAAAGUCUUCCAAGAAGAGCGGCUGCAGCAAGCCUUGAAGCUCUUCGAAGACAGCCUGGCUCGCAUUAUUUUGGUCACGCCCUAUCUGAAGUCCAUAGGCAGUAUGUCACACUGA
Molecule: messenger RNA, 1761 nt
Organism: Symbiodinium pilosum
Lineage: Eukaryota; Dinophyceae; Suessiales; Symbiodiniaceae
Source: the annotation of a GenBank genome assembly